AUGCCUUUUGGUCUUACCAACGCCCCCGCAGCAUUCCAACAUUUCAUGAACAAUCUAUUUAGGGAUCUUAUCAACGUCACUGUGGUCAUAUACCUGGAUGAUAUACUGAUCUUCUCAGAAAAACCCAAGGACCACCCAACCCAUGUCAGGGAGGUCUUAUCACAGCUAAUGAGAAAUCAGUUGUUCUGCAAACUCUCCAAGUGCCACUUCCAUGUCACAACAGUAGACUAUCUUGGCAUUGUCAUCUCUCCUGCUGGAUUCUCUAUGGACCAGAAGAAGAUAGAAGCAGUCACAUCAUGGCCUCAGCCCAGAACAGUCAAACAAGUCCAGGCCUUCCUAGGGUUUGUCAACUACCUCUGCCAAUUCAUCCCCAAUUUCAGCUCAGUUGCUUGUCCCCUGCACAACCUGACAAAGAAAGAAAACCCCUGGUCAUGGGGCAACCCCAAAGAAGCCGCGUUCCAGGAGUUGAAAUCCUUAGUUACCAAGUCCCUGGUACUCAUCCAUUCCAACCCAGACCUACCUUACUACCUUGAGACCAACGCAUCAGGAGUAGCCAUGGGAGCAAUACUAAGCCAGCAAGGCCCCAACAACCAACUGCACCCUAUUGCCUACAUGUCAAAAUCAUUCUCAGGAGCAGAAGCCAAUUAUGACACUCACAAUAAGGAGCUCCUGGCUAUCAUUAAGGCACUGGAAGAAUGGAGGAUAUUCUUGGAGGCAACAGACAAACCAAUACAAGUCUUCACGGAUCAUAGGAAUCUGGAAUAUUGGAUGCAGGCACAAACAUUCAACUGA
Rhizoctonia solani is the source of this 792-nucleotide messenger RNA. Its product is annotated as Retrotransposable element Tf2 protein. The record is from RefSeq and is a predicted model, not a curated record. NCBI's taxonomy places the organism in Eukaryota, Fungi, Basidiomycota, Agaricomycetes, Cantharellales, Ceratobasidiaceae. Bases 1 to 792 code for a protein of 263 amino acids. The transcript has a single exon.